GCAAGGCGGUUGGGACCAGAAGGCUCGCAUGUUUCUGUUGGGCAGAAUUUAAAAAAAUAAAGUGCACGAAAAACGCCGGAGAGGAGCCAGAUGUCCCUGGACGUAAACAACCGUCUGCUGGAAGACCCCCCCAGAGGAAACUCGAGAUAGAUGCACUUCAGAUACAUUUAGACACAAAACUCAGAAAUACUAUUCAAUGCAUAUUCAAGAUUUGGCUUAAAAUUACCAGAUGAGAGAACUAAUUGUGAGUUUAAUUUAUUGUCUCUUGUAGGGGCAUUAAACUUUUUUUGCAACACAUGUGUAUUUAAAUAAUUGAACAUCUUUUGGUAGCAUCACCUACAAAACAGAUUCGUUUUCAUCUUAAUCAGGCGGAUUUGUGAUACUUGUAGACACAAAAAACACCAACUUUUUUUCACAUGCCUGACGGAAGAGGAAUUCGGUUCAAUGGAGAAUUGUAGCAGCAAACAAAGAAAUUACAGAGGCCGCCGUUACCUCAGCAUCAACUGGGAAGUUGCCUAGCUCAGCUCAGGUCAGCCCAGCCCUGCUAGCUAGCCUCUGAUCCCUCCUACCCCAUCCCUCUUCUCCUGCAUCCCACACAGUACCCCUCCCCUCCUCCACUAACUUCUCCAAGCGAGCGGCCAUGGCAUCAGUACGCUUCACCGUGACACCCACCAAGGCGGAAGACCUCCCGGGCCUGUCCGACACGUCACCUGACAUCAGCCUGCGCUCGGGCUCCCGCGUUCGCUUUGACUCUCGGGAGCACAUCAACCGAAGUGACCCCCUCAGUGAUGCAUCGUCAUGUGUGACGACUACUGCAACAGGAGGAGGAGGAGCUGACACUCCAGAGCACUGCAGCUCAGAGCUAGGUGAUGGAAACUCUAAAAUCUCCAGUGUGUACAUCAACAACACUCAUGGGGUGGACGAUGAUGACUUCUACGACAGAAAUCUGGCCUUAUUUGAGGAGGAGAUGGACACUCGACCAAAGGUGUCGUCUCUCCUCAACCGCCUGGCUAACUACACCAACCUGACCCAGGGAGCCAAAGAGCAUGAGGAGGCUGAGAACAUUGGGGAGAAGAAGAAACCCAGCAAGUCACCACAGAUGGGGACGUUCAUGGGCGUUUACCUGCCUUGUCUGCAGAACAUCUUUGGAGUCAUCUUGUUCCUGCGGCUGACCUGGGUUGUGGGAACCGCGGGGGUCCUGCAGGCCCUCUGCAUUGUCUUUUUAUGCUGCUGCUGUACAAUGUUGACUGCAAUAUCAAUGAGUGCUAUCGCCACUAACGGAGUAGUGCCAGCGGGGGGCUCCUACUUCAUGAUCAGUCGCUCUCUGGGUCCAGAGUUCGGGGGGGCAGUGGGCCUGUGCUUUUAUUUGGGAACCACCUUCGCAGGAGCCAUGUACAUCCUGGGAGCCAUCGAGAUCCUUCUGUUGUACAUUGUACCCGAGGCAGCUAUUUUUAAACAAGGAGCUGCAGCCAUGCUGAACAACAUGCGGAUCUAUGGCAGCAUCUGUCUCCUCCUGAUGUCCUUGCUGGUCUUUGUGGGUGUCAAGUAUGUCAACAAACUGGCCUCCAUCUUCCUGGCCUGCGUCAUCGUCUCAAUCAUUUCCAUCUAUAUCGGAGCGCUGGUCUCUGCCUUCAAGGAGCCCCAUUUCCCUGUGUGCAUGCUUGGAAAUAGAACGAUCAAUGGCCAUUACGUCACUGACCAGCUGUGUAAGAAAACCGUCCUGCGGCCGAUUAGCACCCAAGAUAAAGAAGAGAGCUUUGACAGCAACUUCACAGCUACUUUUGAAAAUGGCACAGUUGAACCAACUCUCUUGCCCACCCGUGAACCUGCUAUGGUAGAGGAGACAACCCAUCUUUGGGUUUCUUUCUGCGGGAGCCGUGAACUCAACGCUUCCUGUGAUGAAUACUUUGUCUCCAACAACUUCUCAGAGAUAACGGGGAUCCCUGGUCUGGCUAGUGGGAUCAUUUCAGAGAACCUGUGGAGCUCCUACCUCAGCAAAGGGGAUGUGGUUGAGAAGAAAUCCCUCAGCUCCUCCCACCCCGUACAUCUCGUAUCUACUAAAAACAUCUAUGUGUUUGCUGACAUCACAACCUCCUUCACACUGUUGGUGGGCAUCUUCUUUCCCUCAGUCACAGGAAUCAUGGCUGGUUCUAACAGGUCGGGGGAUUUAAAAGAUGCACAGCGCUCCAUCCCCAUCGGGACCAUCCUGGCCAUUCUCACCACUUCUGUUGUCUACCUGACCAGCGUUGUGUUGUUUGGGGCCUGCAUCGAAGGUGUGGUCCUCAGAGACAAGUAUGGAGAUUCAGUGAAAGGCAACCUGGUAGUGGGGACGCUAGCGUGGCCGUCGCCUUGGGUCAUUGUGAUCGGCUCCUUCUUUUCAACGUGUGGUGCCGGCCUGCAGUCGCUGACCGGGGCACCUCGACUCCUGCAGGCCAUUGCCAAGGACAACAUCAUCCCCUUCCUCCGGGUGUUUGGUCACGGGAAGGCGAACGGGGAACCGACAUGGGCCCUGCUGCUGACGGUGCUGAUAGCCGAGCUGGGGAUUCUCAUCGCCUCUCUGGACUUGGUCGCGCCCAUUCUUACAAUGUUCUUCCUGAUGUGCUACCUGUUUGUGAACCUGGCCUGUGCUCUCCAGACCCUACUCAGGACGCCCAACUGGAGGCCACGCUUCUCCUACUACCACUGGAGCUUGUCAUUUCUGGGGAUGACCAUCUGUCUGGCUCUAAUGUUCAUAUCGUCUUGGUACUACGCGAUUGUUGCCAUGGUGAUUGCUGGCAUGAUCUACAAAUACAUUGAGUAUCACGGAGCGGAGAAGGAGUGGGGGGAUGGGAUCCGGGGCCUCUCACUCAGUGCCGCCCGUUAUGCCCUCUUGAGACUUGAGGAGGGACCACCGCACACCAAAAACUGGAGUCGCGUGUCUUCUCGCUCCUCCUUCCCCAGGCCCCAGCUGCUAGUGUUACUAAAACUGGACGAAGACGCCCACGUCAAGUCUCCGCGCUUGCUGACGUUCGCCAGCCAGCUGAAGGCAGGAAAGGGCCUGACCAUUGUUGGUACCGUAGUUCCUGGGAACUUUCUGCAGAGCUAUGGCGAGGCCCUCGCUGCUGAACAGACUCUAAAGCACCUGAUGGAGAAGGAGCGCGUCAAGGGCUUCUGUCAGUGCAUAAUGGCUCAGAAGCCCCGUGAUGGCAUCAGCCACAUGAUCCAGUCCAGCGGGCUCGGAGGAAUGACGCACAACACUGUGGUGAUGGGUUGGCCUCACGCCUGGAGGCAAAGUGAAGACCCACAGUCCUGGAAAACCUUCAUCAACACAGUCCGGGUGACCACAGCGGCCCACCUGGCCUUGUUGGUGCCCAAAAACAUCUCCCUGUUCCCCACCAACAGUGAGCCCUACACAGAGGGUUACAUUGAUGUCUGGUGGAUCGUGCACGACGGGGGGAUGCUGAUGCUGCUGCCUUUUCUCCUACGUCAACACAAAGUGUGGCGUAAGUGCGCGAUGCGAAUCUUCACAGUGGCCCAGAUGGAGGAUAAUUCAAUCCAGAUGAAAAAGGACCUGGCAACCUUUCUCUAUCACCUGCGCAUCGAGGCUGAGGUGGAAGUGGUUGAGAUGCAUGACAGUGAUAUCAGUGCGUACACCUACGAAAGGACGCUGAUGAUGGAGCAGAGGUCUCAGAUGCUCAGACAGAUGCGACUCUCUAAAUCAGAUCGAGAAAAAGAGAGGGUACGCUGGAGUUUUGACGAUGUCUAUCUCUCCCCCAGGGUCAGGAGUACUGGAGUCAACACGGCAAUUGUCAACAGAGGAGAGCGAUACAGACAGGCCCAGUUGGUGAAGGAUCGCAACUCCAUGCUGCGUCUGACGAGCAUCGGCUCGGACGAUGACGACGACACAGACGGAGGAGAGCGAGACAGAGCACCGAUCGGCGGGAGCUCCGAGCACCAUCGGCGUGUUCAGAUGACCUGGACCAAAGAAAAGUCGGCGCAGUACAGAUCCACGCACUCCGGCUGCUCCACACCCGAAGGCUUCAGAGACAUGCUGAGCAUCAGGCCGGACCACUCCAACGUCAGACGGAUGCACACCGCCGUCAAACUCAACGAAGUCAUCGUCAACAAAUCCCACGAUGCCCGGCUUGUCCUGCUCAACAUGCCAGGACCCCCCAGGAACGCCGAGGGAGAUGAGAACUAUAUGGAGUUCCUGGAGGUUCUGACUGAGGGACUGGAGCGCGUCCUGUUGGUCAGAGGGGGAGGAAGUGAAGUCAUUACCAUUUACUCCUGAUUGGAAAAACCCUGAAAGCCAGCGACUAACAAACAGCCAGUCGAGCGGGAUUGUGAUGGGAGAUGUUUGUCUCUCAGAGCUCUGGGAGACGGGGGUUUUCAGCUCCGGGAGCUCUGGCGGGGGGGUUGUGGGCUCACUGAGGGAGACUGUCACUGGCUGUAGCACCAGUCAUUACGUCCCUAACACCCCACUCAGCCCCUUUAAUCUUUCAUCAUCACUCUUUUCAUGUCACGAUAGUGAUUUCAAACUCCACAUAUGUCGAGCAGCAGUAAUGCCAACACAAUUUAGUGAUCCAGCAAAGAAAGAAAAUACAGCAAUCAGCUAUUUUUGUGUGUUCAUGUUUGUUUGAGAGCCAUCUGAAGGAUACUUGAUUUGUUAAAGGGACCAGAGGUGUGCGAGGAGCAUGUGCAUUAAAGCGGUGGACCACUGAACGAGGAAAAAAUAUAUGAAGCUUUCCAGAACUGAGCAGUCGAUCCACUGACAAGACUCAGGGUUUGUUUUUUUGUACAGAAUGUAUUUUGGAAACGGAUGUGAGCUUCGUGAAUGAGGUCCGAAUGUCUGAAUUUCUUUCUUUUUUUUUUUAUCCUUAACAGGCACAUAAAAAUGUAUGCCAGAAAAUCAUAAAGACUGGCAGAAAUAAGCUGUCGAAUUCAAAUCUACUUCUAUACAAAGCUUGUCAACGUCAGUCUUUUUUAAAAAGAACUGCAAGAAUACCGUGUUUUUUUUUUCAUAUCACAGGUGUGCAGGGUUUUUGUCCUUUGACCGAGAAUAUCAACACCAACUUUAAUAUUUGUUUUGUUCACACUGAAAUUCAAGAGGGAGUGAUUUAGAGAUCUGAAUUUGCUGCUAUUUCUUAGAAUCCAAUGCUGUAAAUGGAAGCCCAGUUGAUUGAUGAGUUUAGAAAUUAUUUUAAGUUUUUACCUAAUUUAUCAUUUCCUGUGACGGAAUUGUUUUAAUAACUCAAAGUAUGGGAACAUGCUCAACUUUAAAAAGGAGAAAAGCUAAACUGGGGGAAAAGAGAUAUUAUAGACGGUAGAAAUGAAAUUUGAGAGCUCUUAAGCUUGAUGUUUUGGGUUUUUUCCCAGCAGAAAUGGACUCCAUUACUCAUCUUACACUCCAAUUAUUUAAAAAACCACUUGCAAAGUGCCAUGAACCUAUCUGUAAAACAUUCAGAAGCCAGCGGUCUGCUCUGAUGUUGUAUUUUUCAGCUGAGGGAAACAAGCGAAAUCAAGACAAAAGCUGUCUUUUCUGCAUGACGGUUCUGGAUUAGUUGAUGACAACCACAUGUUCUGGAAAACCAAAACGACACCUCUGCAGAGUAACCAGAGGUGUCCUCUGUAGGCCUGUAAGCUGCCUCCCCGUGUUGGUCUGCAUGCGAAUAGUUAACAAGUCACUUCAGAGUAAAAUACAUGUACAAAGUUGAGGUCAGACCUCUUGUUUGUAGGUGGGACAACCUCACAAUGGAAAGAACUUGGGAGUUGUGCUGCUGACAGGUGGGAGCGUUGUGGAGUGGCCCACUGCACUGCAUGUGUGUGCAAUGUUUGUGUGACUGUUUUGUGUUCAUUUCACAUUCCUGAUCCAGAGAACAUUGGCUUGUUUCCUGAAACUUUGCAUCACUAAACACACCUGAAAUAAACCUGCUGACAUCCUGCUUUGUUUGUGCGUGCGUGCGUGCACAUUCGUUCGCGUGUGAAUGAACUUUCAUUACAUUGUUGCUAAAGUAAGGAUCUCAAAAUUAGAGGCAUUUAACUCCAAUCUUGAACCAUGUUCUUGUUUUACAGUGUUGUGCAGGGUUUAUUUUAUGUUAAUUGUUACCUCUUAAACAUUUUUUCUUGUUUGUACAUACAUGAGGUCGAAGAAGUUCCUGAGUUUUAUCUUUUUUUAAUUAUUAAUAUAAAAAUUGAUCACAAAAAAUUUGCUUGAAAAAAUG
Molecule: messenger RNA, 6200 nt
Organism: Cololabis saira (Pacific saury)
Lineage: Eukaryota; Metazoa; Chordata; Actinopteri; Beloniformes; Belonidae
Product: solute carrier family 12 member 6-like
Exons: 28
Coding region: 641-4270 (1209 amino acids)
Biological process (GO): potassium ion homeostasis; chemical synaptic transmission; chloride ion homeostasis
Cellular component (GO): membrane
Molecular function (GO): potassium:chloride symporter activity
Source: RefSeq, a predicted model, not a curated record